AUGGGGUACAACACUUCAGGGUUUGCCGCCCUCACGGCCCCGCGCGCCGCCCUUGCGGCCCCUAGCGCCACCCGUCGGCCCCUCGCGCCGCCGGUCGACCGCACGCGCCGCCCUUGCGGCCCCUUGCGCCGCUCGUCGGUCCCGCGCGCCGCCCUUGCGGCCCCUCGCGCCGCCCGUCGGCCCCGCGCGCAGCCCUUGCGGCCCCUUGCGCCGCCUGUCCGCCCCGCGCGCCGACCUUGCGGCCCCUCGCGCCGCCUGUCGGCCCCUCGCGCGGCCCUUCCGGCCCCUUACGGCCCCUCGCGCGGCCCCCUACGGCCCCUUCGAGGCCCGCCGUCGCCGCCUCCAGCAGUAGCCGCCGCCAUCUCUGCAGCACCGGCCGCCACUGCCGUCCCUUCAGCAGCGGCCGCCGCCGUCUCUGCAGCAGUGGCCGCCGCCGCCGUCCCUACAGCAGCAGCCGCGGCCGUCCCUGGAGCAGCGGCCGCCGUCGCCGUCCCUGCAGCAGCGGCCGCCGCCGCCGUCCCUGCGGCAGCGGCCACCGCCGCCGUCCUUGAAGCAGCGGCCGACGUCGCCGCCUCCUAG
Messenger RNA from Closterium sp. NIES-65, 579 nucleotides. The record is from the annotation of a GenBank genome assembly. Lineage: Eukaryota; Viridiplantae; Streptophyta; Zygnematophyceae; Desmidiales; Closteriaceae.